Corylus avellana is the source of this 426-nucleotide messenger RNA. RefSeq names its product polyubiquitin-like. The record is from RefSeq and is a predicted model, not a curated record. Gene Ontology annotation, molecular function: protein binding. NCBI's taxonomy places the organism in Eukaryota, Viridiplantae, Streptophyta, Magnoliopsida, Fagales, Betulaceae.
AUGGCGAUCACCGUUCGCCGACUAGGUUAUCCGUUUAAACUAACGAUUCCCGUUGCUGCAAAAAUUGUUGAUAUUAAAAUUCAGUUAGAGAAAAUGAUUGGUCUCUCACCAGAUAAGAUGGACUUGACCUAUAACGAAGAGGUUCUACGAGAUGAACUAACUGUGCUAGAUUAUCAUAUUACCCCUGAGACGACCCUCAUUGCUUACCACAAAAUCCUAAUUUGGAUCAAGGCGGAUCCCAUGCAUCUGUGUAGCUUAUUAGUCAGAGAUGUUACGGUGGGGAAGGUGAAAGAAAUACUUCAUGCAGAGUUUGGGCUUGACGUGGAAAACAAGAGACUCCAAUUUCCACGAGGACAUAAUCUUGUUGAUCGUUGUUAUCUUUCUGCUUAUAGAAUUGAUGAAGAAUCUGAGUUAUAUCUUGUUUGA